UAAUGAUGUACUAUGCGUUAAACACACAAACACGCACAAUCACAUCGGUUACGAGCUGUCAAACGGCUUUAGCGUGAUGCUCUUAUAAAGAUAUUUUGGUGAUUGUUAAAUAAUUCCGAAAUAGACGAUCCGAGAAAUCUCCCUCUAUAUCUGUAAACUAUGGAAAUACGGGUGAAAUCGAGUUCGAGUCGAUAAGAGACCGCACGUGCUGAUAACGGAGGGUUCAGGUGGAUUUUACGAGCUGUGAAUUAUGAGCUGGUUCGGCAGAAACGCAGCGAUCGGUCUCGGUGUCGGAGUGACGAUCAGUACCGGUCUGAUCGCGUUAUUAAUCAUUAAAGAGACACUGAGGAGAAGAAACAAGCGCCUGUUGGUGCAUGACACGAGCACCGGGCUGCUGGACGACACGGUAGAUAGAGCAGCUCUCUCUGCCGCGGUGAGGGGUUUGCCCCCUGAACAGCAAAUGGAGCUGUGGAAGACUCUGGAUGAUGUGAUGAAGAGUGUGUCCAGUCUGCGUAAUGAGAUCGCCGAGCUGCGCGAGGGUCUGAGUGACAUCACCACCACCAUAGCUGAGGACGUAAAAAAGACUCUGGAGGAGAGUCGGAAAUCUAGACGAAGACGCCCGUUCCUGCCAAGGGAGCGUUCUGAUUCCAUGAGCUCCAGCUCCAUUUAUUUUACCGCCAGCGCAGGAGCCGCCAGUAUGUGUGACGACAGUGAAUAUGGAUACACCACGGCAUACUCCAACGCUGAGUCCGACUACACUGACAGAGAGACGGAUAAAGAAGGUGAGGAUGAGGGAGACUCAGAUGAGGAGGAGAGCUGCGUCACGGUGCUCACACUGCGUCAGGAAGAUUCCCAGCCGGAGGACGAAGAUGAUGAAGAUGUGGGAAAGAUAGUGGACUCUUUGUUUGAUGUUCCCAGCACUGAACUUGCCCUCCUCCUCGCCCAGUCUGAUCUACUGCAUGCAGGGGAUUCUGGGAAAAAAGCAGAGGGCUUCCAGUUGUUAACAGACAACAGACCGCUGUAUGAUGAUAAUGUUGAGUUUGUGUGGCGAUUGGCUCGUGCCUACAAAGACAUGUGUGACACUACAGACAAAAGAGAAGAUAAGAGAAACUACGCUGAACAAGGUCAUUAUGAGGCAGAGGCGGCAUUAAGGAGGAACGGACUGAGCGCAGAGUGUCACAAAUGGUUUGCAGUCCUGGCACAUGUGUCUUCAUCAGAGAAUGAGAGCAUACACGGAAAAGUAAAAAGCAGUUGUGUACUGAAGGAUCAUUUGGACCGAGCCUUGGCUCUGUGUGAUGAUGAUCCCAUUUGUUUCUACCUGCUCGGCCGCUGGUGUUUACAGAUGACUUCUCUAAGUUGGUUGGAAAAGAAAACUGCUGCUACAGUUUAUAAAACUCCUCCCACGUCCUCGGUGAAUGAAGCUUUGGAGAACUUUCUCAAGGCGGAAGAGUUAAAUCCGGGCUCCUCCAAAACAGUGAGGCUUUAUAUUUCCAAGUGUCAUAAGGAGCUGGGAAACAUCUCAGAGGCCAGAAAUUGGGUCCAGUUAGCUUUAAGCACAUCAACUGAAACAAAUGAGCAGGACACUGAAAAUGCUGCUUUACAAGAAGAACUAAAGGCUUUGAUUGACAACAGCGCUGACCUAUCAACAAGCCGUUUGAAUAUUUAGGGUGAAGCCCAAUAAAUUAUCCUCAUGUCCUGUAGAUUUCAUCUGAUAUUUGCUUGAUUUAACAUUGUUACAAGCACCAUUUGCAAUGGGUGUGCAUUGUUAAAAUAUAUAUUUUUCAUGCAGCAACCUGAUAAAUUUUACUACUAUAAUGUGAACAUUUUAUCCAUAUCUCUACUUCCUACUCAAAACACUGCAUUUCAUUCCCAUGUUAAAAAGUAACUUUGAAAUCAUUCCUAUUUUUUUAUUUAAACAUGCUUAUUUAAAUAUUUUAAAUGUAAUUCAAAAAACUACUUGCUCUUUUGUUCGUGUUUGAUUUGAUGCGUGAUGACAUGAAGUGAAUCCCUAAAAUAUGACAAUAAAAUACCACACACACACA
Molecule: messenger RNA, 2042 nt
Organism: Paramisgurnus dabryanus
Lineage: Eukaryota; Metazoa; Chordata; Actinopteri; Cypriniformes; Cobitidae
Source: RefSeq, a predicted model, not a curated record